AGCUGUUCGCGGCUCGCGGCUUGGGUCCCAAGCCUCGGGUGCCAUGCCGUUUCGCGGCUUCGAAUGGCUGGCAGGAGCCCUGUGCGCAGCAGCGGCUCCCAACUGGCAUGGCUGCAUGGACCCGAAGGCAGCUGCCCUCCCUUAUUGCAAUCCAAGCCUCGCGGUGGAAAAACGUUUGGACGACUUGAUGUCCCGCCUCAGCCGAGAUGAGAAGAUUCAGCAGAUCACCCCUGAUGGCUCGCUAGGAGGCACCUGCACCACCUUCACCACCGGCAAGGCGGACAUUGGGCUCCCUCCCUGGCUGUGGUUGGUGGAGACGAACACAGGUGUGGAUGCUGCAUGCCCAGCCGAGCAGCGCUGUGUCACUAACUUCGUGGGCCCCAUGGGCAUGGCGGCAUCCUUUAAUCGGAGUUCGUGGCAAUUGAAGGGUUACGUCCUGGGUACCGAGCAGCGGGCGCUGUCCAACAUCGGGGCGUCUCGCUUCCACCCAGAUCACAAGAACCCGGUGUGCCUGACCGCGUUCGGCCCGAACAUCAACAUCGUGCGGGACCCCCGCUUCGGCCGCAACUCGGAGCUGGCCAGCGAGGAUCCCUUCCUGAGCGGCACCUACGCUCGGAAGAUGGUGACUGGCAUGCAGGAGCCCGACAAGCACGGGUUCAAGAAGGUGGCUGCGUACCUUAAGCACUACACCGCAUACUCCACAGAGACCAAUCGUGGUCACGACACGUACAACAUCUCCACCUUUGACUUCUUCGAUACCUACUUGCCACAGUACAAGCUGGCCUUUACUGCGCAACCAACAGGGGUGAUGUGCUCCUACAACGCGGAGAAUGGGCGCCCAUCCUGCGCCAACGACUUCAUCCUCAAACAGCUUCGGAGCUGGAAGUCUGAUGCGCAUGUGACAACGGACUGCGGUGCGGUGAACAACCUGAAGGGCCCACCGGUGAAUGCUCCUGAUGACAUGCAUGCCGCAGCCAUCGCGCUGAUGAACGGGACGGACCUGGAGAUGGGCGACACGCUGUUCUCCACCCUGUCCAAAGCUAUCGACUCUGGACUAGCAACGCAGGAGAGACUCGAUGAGGCCGUUCGACGAUCAUUCAAGGUGCAUUUUGAGCUCGGGCGCUUUGAUCCGCCGAAUGCAUCAGCCUGGGUCCGGUAUGGCUUGCAGGACUUGAACCACUCGUUCCAUCAGAGGAUCUCCUACGAAGCAGCCUUGCAGAGCUUUGUGUUGCUCAAGAAUGAUGGGGUGCUUCCGAUCAAGGAAGGUGCAGCUGUGGCGGUGGUUGGCCCCCAUGCCAUCUCUCGCAGCGGACUGUUCUCUGACUAUGCUGCUGGCAGCCACUGCUUCGACCAGAGCGAUGCCUGCGUGCCAACGAUUGCCGAGGGCAUUGCUGCCGCCUCUGGCAAGGUUGUCGCGGCCAUGGGCGUCGAGAUCAAUAGCACGAAGGCCGACGGCAUCCCCGCUGCGCUGGACGCUGUCCGUCAGUCAGAUGUGGUGGUGCUGGCUCUGGGCGACGACAAGUCCAUUGAAACCGAAGGGAAGGACCGCAGUGACACAGCCUUGCCCGGCUUGCAGUCCAAGUUCGCCCAGCAGGUCCUAGCGCUUGGCAAGCCCACGGUUCUUGUCCUUGUGAGCGGCGGGCCUAUGGCCAUUGAUGAGUUGAUGAGUGAUGGCGCAGGCUUUGCCCUCAUCCAAGCCUUCUUUCCCAGCCACAAGGGUGCGCAGGCACUGGGAAUGAGCCUGUUUGGAAAGGAGAACCGCUGGGGGAAGCUGCCCAUCACAAUGUACCCACACGGCUACAUCUCAGAGCAGACCAUGACAAAUUAUGAUAUGUCAAAGGCACCCGGCCGUACCUAUCGGUACUAUCAGGGCAAGCCUUUGUUCUCCUUUGGCUAUGGCCUUUCACUGACAAGCUUCGAUCUGAAGUGUGCUUCGGUGGAGGGCAUGACGUUCCGCUGUCGGAUUCGCAACACCGGGAAGUUGCAUGGUGAGGAGGUCAUCCAAGUGUACCAUGCGGCCGUAGACAUUGGCAAAGUUGAUCACCCCCUGCCCCAGAGAGCCCUGCGGGACUUCCAGCGUGUGGCAGUUCCGGCUGGCGAGUAUGUGAAUCUGACCUUCAAGCUGUCCAGCUCCCAGCUGGAGGUCACGAACAACGAAGGCGAGCAGAAGCUUUACCCUGGAAUUCAUGAGAUCACCUUCUCGCCCGGUCACGGGCACUCCAAGGUCGAAGAUGAGCAGAAGUUCAAGGUCCAAGUGCGAGGAUCGCUUCAGGAACUGGUCGUUUGAUUGAGGCUAUUCGCCUGGGUGCGUCUUGGCCUGAGCUUGGUUGGAGCCAGGUCUGACUGCUUCGGGCCCUAACAUUUUUUUUCAAGUAAGGGCAGGCGCUCUGCCCCAUAUAUCCGGGCAACGUGCUUGGAUGUGCUUGGCAUGGCCGGCCCAUCCAGGCCUGCGAAAUAUGGCAGGAGUGGUCCAUUUGUUACGCGACUGUGCCGCCAGUUGAGGG
Effrenium voratum is the source of this 2504-nucleotide messenger RNA. The record is from the annotation of a GenBank genome assembly. Lineage: Eukaryota; Dinophyceae; Suessiales; Symbiodiniaceae.